Messenger RNA from Thalassophryne amazonica, 2224 nucleotides. It is a transcript of the gene klhl30, whose product is annotated as kelch-like family member 30. The transcript is spliced from 8 exons. Gene Ontology annotation, molecular function: protein binding. The coding region runs from base 363 to 2156 and encodes 597 amino acids. NCBI's taxonomy places the organism in Eukaryota, Metazoa, Chordata, Actinopteri, Batrachoidiformes, Batrachoididae. The record is from RefSeq and is a predicted model, not a curated record.
AAGUUAGAGAUUCCUCCUUUUACAUUGUCUGCAAACAUUCAGAACUUCUAAUAAAAUGCUAAAUUUGAGCCUUUAACGGCAGCUGCUGUGUGUUUGGAAUCUGAUUUCAGUAAAGCAUCACCGUCAGUCCUAAAAAUAACUGAGCGAAUGGCAGGCAGUCUGUCCCAAUGACACAGCAAAAACUUUUGGGCAUGCUGUUUACUCCAUGUUGAUCCCAUCAGCUGCUCGGCUACAGACGCACUUUUUACUGGAAGGAUGAGCACUGGUUUCCAUUCUCUGCUUCAUUGGUGAGCACUACGCUUGGUUGCUGAUUAUCGGAUCAGUGCAAGACGGCUUGAACGGCAUUUAAAAGAUAGUUGACUAUGGUACGUAAUGUGGAUGACCUGGACUUCUGCCUGUCCUCCCAUCCUCAGAGCAUCCUGGAUGGUUUGCGUUCCCUCUGUUCUCACCCCAAACUAGUUGAUGUCACGUUGAGCGCGGGUGGACGGGACUUCCCCUGUCACCGUGGUGUGUUGGCGCUCUGCAGCACGUACUUCCACUGCAUGUUUUUAGGUGACUUUGUGGAGAGCAUAGCUGCACGUGUGGAGCUUCACAGUGUUGAUCCUGAUAUCCUGAGCUCCUUGCUGGACUUUGCCUACACAGGCAAACUAACAAUCAACCAAAAUAAUGUGGAAGGUUUAAUCCGCACAUCUAGUCAGCUGCAGUUUCAGACGGUGAGAGCCGUCUGUAGCCGAUACCUCCAGCACCAAAUCGAUGCAACCAACUGUUUAGGAAUCCUUGAGUUUGGGGAGAUCUACGGCUGUCCAGAGGUGGUAGCUAAAGCAUGGGCUUUCCUCUUGGAGAAUUUUGAGGGCGUACAGCAAGGUGAGGAGUUCCUUGAGUUAGAAAAAGACCGGUUGGUUGCCUGUUUGUCUAAUGAAGGACUACAAAUCCGGACAGAGUGCACUCGUGUAGAGGCCAUCUUGAAAUGGGUCAGGCACGAUGCCGAGUCUCGGCUGUGCUACCUCCCUGACCUCCUGAACAUGUCACACCUUGCUCUGCUCAGCUUGGAUUAUCUGGCUGACAAACUGCUGAAGGACAGUCUGAUGCAGGCUUCUCCCGCCUGCAGGGCCGUGGUGGAAAGUAUUCACAGAGAGAAGAUGAAUUUUGUGCCAGAAUAUAUGGAUCAAGUCAACUCUCAGAGUCCCCAACAGAACCUGCAAGAGGUUCUGUUUGUGAUGGGAGGCCGUUCACUGGACGACUCCAAUGACUCUGACGAUGAAGACGAAGACCAGGACAGCGAUCCAAGGCUGCCUCCUCAGAACUGUGGCUUCUACAACACCAAGACGAAGCAGUGGCAUGUGCUGCCUAACUUCCCCAAUCGUAACAAGUGGGGAUACUCCAUGGUCUCUCUCAACAAUGAUGUGUAUGUAACAGGCGGCUCACGAGGUUCAAAUACCAACACCUGGUCGACCACAGAGACCUGGAAGUUCAUCACUCGAGAGGGGCGGUGGCUUACUGUGGCACCGAUGCUCCGGCCUCGAACCAACCACACAUGUGCAACGCUCAACGGAGAGAUUUACGUCAUUGGAGGAACAACGUCGGACCGUGUCGAGGUUGAGCACUAUGACCCUUACAGUGAUUCGUGGGCUUUGGCAUGUCCUGCCUUAAAAUAUGUGACAAACUUCACCGCUGCUGCUUCUCAAGGGAAACUCUAUGUGAUUGGCUCGUGUGCAGUGAAAUACAACGCUUUGACCAUGCAGUGCUACAACCCCGCCAUAGAUAACUGGAGCAGUAUCUGCUCACCAUUUAUCCCAAAAUAUUUGUCCUCUCCUCGUUCCGUUUGUGUGGAUGGGAUUAUAUAUGUGGUUGCAGACAACACUAAGAAAGUCUACUCCUAUGAUCCUGAGGCCAACAUGUGGCAGAAGGUCCAGUUUCUUCACAUGCUCCAUGAAUACGGUGGUCUGGUAACGCUGGACAGGAAGCUGUUUGUGACAGGAGGCCACUGGAAAGGUAUGGAGGGUGACUAUGGGGUGGAAGUGGAAGCAUACAAUCGAGUGUCCAACACCUGGGAAGUGGAGUCCUUCCUGCCAAGACUGUGGUUCUACAGUGGAGUCUGCACUGUCUUCUUAGACCCAUUCCAGUGGCCUGAGCUUUUCUCCGUAGACUCAACGUGAUGCCCUUCUAUCCUGAUGGACUUUAUGCAGGGUUGAAGAGUUCACACGGACAAGGUCAUGCUUUGUGU